This is a messenger RNA of Paramisgurnus dabryanus, 1104 nucleotides long. The record is from RefSeq and is a predicted model, not a curated record. NCBI's taxonomy places the organism in Eukaryota, Metazoa, Chordata, Actinopteri, Cypriniformes, Cobitidae.
AUGUAUUACACAGGGAAAGCAGCGCAGGUGGCUGCAGAAAUUAAAGCUUUUAGACCAUCCGUCUUCAGCAAGGCAGAUGGAACACCUCAGGACAUAUUAGACUCUACAGGAGAUGAAGACAUGAAAGAGAACUUUCACAACCAACUUCAAGCUGUUCUACAGAGAAUCCCUGAAAGACACAUCAUCAUUCUCAUGGGAAGCCUCAAUACUAAGAUUGGAAGCAACAACACAGGCUACGAGGUAAUCAUGGGGCAACAAUUGGAAGAGAUCCGUAAGGUCAUCAAACAACUGAAGUGUGGAAAGGCGGCAGGGUCAGACAACAUUCCAGCAGAAGCUCUGAAAGCAGAUGUGAAAAAUGCGGUAAAUAUAUUUUACCCACUCUUUAAGAAGAUAUGGGAGGAAUGACAGAUUCCAACAGAAUGGAAAGAAGGCUCCCACAUCAAUCUACCAAAGAAAUGAGACCUCAUCAACUGCAACAACUACAGAGGGAUAACGCUGCCAUCCAUCCCCAGCAAGGUUUUUAACAUAAUUAUUCUCAACAGAUUAAAAGACGCAGAAGACACACAGCUAUAUGAUUAGCAGGCUGGCUUCUGGAAGGAACAAUCUUGCACAGAGCAAAUCGGCACACUGAAAAUCAUCCUGGAGCAGUCCUUGGAAUGGACCGCCAACUUUAUCAACUAUAAGAAGGUGUUUGACAGUGUUGACAGAGGAACACUGAGGAAGCUGCUGAGACACUAUAGAGUUUCGGAGAAGAUCACCAACAUCAUUAGAAACUCAUAUAAAGGAAUGACUUGCAAAGUUUUCAACCUCACGAACGUCUUUCAAGGGAGAAAAAGAGUGAGAGAUGAAUGCUUGCUGUCCCCAAUCCUGUUCCUGCUGGCAAUUGAAUGGCCGAUGAAGACCUCAACAUCAGAGCGGCAGAACGGGAUACAGUGAAAACUGUGGAAACAGCUGGACCUGGAUUUUGCAGAUGACCUGUCGCUACUUUCCCACACACAUCAUGAAAUGCAAGAUAUGACCACAGCAGUUGCACCGAUAGGCUUGAACAUCAACAGAGGAAACCAAGACCUUACAAAUAAACAUCAAGAAUGGAGCACCCUUUAA